This is a messenger RNA of Dibothriocephalus latus, 330 nucleotides long. Lineage: Eukaryota; Metazoa; Platyhelminthes; Cestoda; Diphyllobothriidea; Diphyllobothriidae. The record is from the annotation of a GenBank genome assembly.
GUCAUUGUUCGCGCUCUGCUGAUCGCCUUCAAGAACUGCCACAUCAUGCUGCAAAUGUCCACCCGUGACGUGAGGUCCAAUCAAGCCGACAAGAAAGCCUUCCGCACCUUCUUCUUCCCCCAAUUGCCGGAGAGUGUCUGCUCCCCCGAUCGUAUGCUGGAGGACAAGCACUGGCACCACUACGCCAUCUCCGUUUCAAUCGAUCCGGCCUACGCCGAGGUGCAGGCCAGCACCCUGCUGGUGGAUGGAGAGGAGAUUGGAACCCUCAGCGAGCUCAAUGAGACCAUUACCUUUCAGCGGCCGACUCAGAUGCAGUUCUCGCAAUUGUGA